AUGGCUUACCAAAUUAAUCUUUCCCUGAUCUUAGUGCUGACAAUAGUGUCAGUUUGUUUGCCAUGGCCUUCCCUAAGUGUUGAUCCGACUCCGUUGCAGGACUUCUGCAUUCCGGAUUUGGAAUCCAAAUCCCCAAUAAUUAAUGGGUUUCCUUGCAAAAAACCCGCCGAUGCAUCUUCGAAAGAUUUCUUCUUCGAAGGGCUGACGAAAAGAGGAAACGAAUUCGAUACCCUAAAUGUGAACCUAACUCAAGUCGAUGUCUUUGCAUUUCCAGCACUGAAUACACUGGGAAUGUCGAUGAAUCGGGUGGAGUUUCUUCCCGGAGGAUUAAACCCGCCCCACACCCAUCCUCGGGCGACGGAAUUAUCACUGGUGGUGGAGGGAAAACUGUUGGCGGGUUGGGUAUCCACGGAAUACAUAUUGUACUGGAAAGUGGUGUCUGCCGGGGAGCUGUUUGUGAUUCCUCCAGGAAUGGUUCAUUUUCAGCUGAAUGUUGGAGAAGGAAGGGCUCAAUUCUAUGCCUCUUUCAACAGUCAGAAUCCAGGCAUCUCUAAGAUGGCUCCAACUCUUUUUGACUCCAUUCCUCUCAUCCCUGAUGAUGUCUUGUCUACGGCUUUCAAUCUCAAUGAUUCUGUUAUUCAACUCAUCAAGUCCAAGGUUGCCCACCUGGGAAGAUAA
Molecule: messenger RNA, 678 nt
Organism: Oldenlandia corymbosa var. corymbosa
Lineage: Eukaryota; Viridiplantae; Streptophyta; Magnoliopsida; Gentianales; Rubiaceae
Source: the annotation of a GenBank genome assembly